GAACAAAGAGACGGUCCAUCAUGAAGGUAUCCGGCAGUAAUCUCACUGGCGCUCUACUAGCCUGCUGUGCACUAGCAUCGGCAGCUCGCUACAGUCCCAACGUCAAGACCAACACGGUAGUAUACUAUGGCCAAGGACCUGACCAAAAGGACCUGAUGACCUACUGCCGCGAGCCCGCCAUCGACGUCAUUGUGCUCUCCUUUGUCCACCUCUUCCCGCAACAGGCCAACGGCCUCCCCGGCACAAAUUUUGGCAACCAGUGCGGCGGCGCCGUCUACCCCGGCCCCGGCCCGGACCCGGCCCGCGACGCCCUGCAGGCCAACUGCCCGCGCCUCGUGCCACAGAUCGAGCAGUGCCAGCGCAUCUUUCGCAAAAAGAUCCUGCUCAGCCUCGGUGGCGGCGUCGCCGGCUACCAGCUCACGGGCGCCGACGCGGGCCGCGCCUUUGCCGACCAGCUCUGGGCCAUAUUUGGGCCGCGGCCCGACGGCUCAACGCUGCCGAGGCCGUUUGAUGGCGAGAGCAGGGUUGCGGAUCUCGAUGGGUUUGAUUUGGAUAUCGAGUUCCCGCCUGUCGAUGGUGGAGAGGGGUAUCGCGCGCUUGCGCUGCGGUUGAGGGCGCACUAUGCUAGCGUCCCCGGCCGGAGGAAGAUUAGGCUGCUGACGGCUAGUCCGCAGUGCGUCGUUCCGGAUUCGAAUUUGAGCGAUGUGAUUCGGGCGGUGAGGUUUGACGCCCUGUUUAUACAGUUUUACAACACCAUUGUCUGCUCAGCCGCCCGCUGGGCAAACGAGAAUCCGACAUAUACCCCUGGAGACAUUGCAAAUCCCGCCGGGUUCACCUUUGACGCCUGGACCGAGUCCAUCAGGGGCACGGCAUCUUCCCGCGCGAAGCUUUACCUGGGCCUAGCUGGAGGACCUAAUGCCGCUAACCCUGGGCAUUACAUCGACGAAAGCGCAAGCCGACGCCUCGUCGAAGCCUUCUUCUGCCGCCCCAACCUCGGCGGCGUCGCCAUCUGGGAGGCCACAAACGCCAACCCGGGUGGCAAGAAGGCCUACUACACGACCGCCAGGGAGCACCUCGAGCGCGCCAACAGGGACCCCAAGGCCAGGGAGUGUCUCGUUGCUCCACCUCCGGACAACAGUAACGCUCCGCCGGCCCCCGCCACUGGGACCUGCGGUAGCGGCGUCGGGAGCUGUGCCGGUGAUUUGUGCUGCAGCCAGUAUGGAUAUUGCGGUCAGGAGCCUGAAUACUGUGGCGCGGGCUGCCAAUGGCAGUUUGGGACUUGUACGUGAGGGCAUGGCAGCUGACUUUUCGUGAAUCCCGUCAUGUAGCACCCAUCGAUAUACACAUCGGUGUCGACCAGUGCUUAGGAAGAGACGCAUUUACUUGUUGGUUACAUGAUGACCGAACCCUACCGUCAUCUUUCACACAUCACGUAUAAAUCAUGCAGAGUAGUAGAUAAAGCUUUAUUCCUUUUUGGUUGCCGCGUAUAUCUGCCCGGACGUCCAAAAAAUCCCGUCCC
Molecule: messenger RNA, 1519 nt
Organism: Pyricularia oryzae 70-15
Lineage: Eukaryota; Fungi; Ascomycota; Sordariomycetes; Magnaporthales; Pyriculariaceae
Product: acidic endochitinase SE2
Exons: 4
Coding region: 21-1289 (422 amino acids)
Biological process (GO): carbohydrate metabolic process
Cellular component (GO): extracellular region
Molecular function (GO): chitinase activity; chitin binding
Source: RefSeq, a predicted model, not a curated record